AUGGCAGAGUACAGGGAGCUGGCGGAGCCUCACCCGCGUUGGGUCAACUUUCCCAACAACCUUCCGCCUGGCACGAAAGUCGACAGCAUGACCAGAGACCAUCUGCCCAUUGCACCACAGGACGGUCUGAUCAUUGACGAGCUGGACGAUGUCAAAUCUGACUCGGAGACCAUCACUCUCCGCCGGUACAGAUCAACGAAAGCCGGUGGUCCGCUACCACUCCUGCUGUAUAUUCACGGCGGAGGCUUCGUGACUGGAGGCUUGGAGACCGAUGAUUAUAUGUGUAGAGAGAUCGUACUGCAUGUCCCAGUGCUUGUUCUGAGCGUCAAGUAUCGACUGGCGCCUGAGCAUCCAUUCCCGGGUGGAUUCUUGGACUGCUUGGAGGUUGUUAAAUGGGUCACAUCUCAGCAAGGCCAGGAAAAGACCAACGCAGACUUGUCGAAGGGCUUCGUCGUAGGGGGCACCUCAGCAGGCGGAAACUUCACAGCGGGCCUAGCCCACGCCAUGCUCGAACAAAACAUCACACCCCAACCCACCGGCCUUCUCUUCAUGGCCUCCAGCUUCUGCCACCCCGACGUCCGCGCACCCCAAUACCUCUCGCAAAUCCUCAGCGUAGACGAAGUCGACAAUGCCCCCGGCCUCACCGUGAAAUCCAUCAAAUACUUCGCAGAGAAAUACGGUGCUCCACCAGACGAUAAACGCUACUCCCCUCUGCUGUACACUUCGCGGAAAGGGCUAGCGAAGAAGGUGUUCUUUCAGAUUUGUGGAUGGGAUCCGAGGAGGGAUGAGGCGAUUCUUUAUCGGGCGUUGUUGGAGGCUGAGGGAAUUGAGGCGAGAGAGAAGAUUUAUAGGGGCUUGCCACACGGGUUUUGGACGACUUGCCCGGAACUGAAGGAGUCGAGGGAUGCAAUUGGGGAUACGGUGGAGGGGGUGAGGUGGUUGCUUUCUUGA
This is a messenger RNA of Zasmidium cellare ATCC 36951, 951 nucleotides long. RefSeq lists its product as uncharacterized. The record is from RefSeq and is a predicted model, not a curated record. The coding region runs from base 1 to 951 and encodes 316 amino acids. Lineage: Eukaryota; Fungi; Ascomycota; Dothideomycetes; Mycosphaerellales; Mycosphaerellaceae. The transcript is spliced from 3 exons. Gene Ontology annotation, molecular function: hydrolase activity.